GAAAGUUGUGCUGAUGGAUGACCUGGGCUGCCAUAACUUGAAGCAUUUACCGGUGGCUUAAACGCAGUGCCCUUGUGACUGUUGGUUGAAGCCUGUAAGCUGGCAUGGCGUCCAUCGCAGCUGGGCGUAGGUUGAUAGGCGGCCAAUCAGGUACGGCCAGGAUCGUCCACGCUCAGCCAAAGAUGAGGUAAUCCAAAUAAGCUUACGGAGUCACAAUCAGCGGCCAGAAAAUAGCUAUCUACCACCACCACAAUGUCUGUCCGCGCCCACGCGCUGUGGGAAUGAACUUCAAGGACGUCCUGGUGGCCAUGGACAUAGUGGAAGGGAUGAAGCCGUGCCUAGGUCUGGAGUGCGCCGGCGUUGUGAGCAGUGUCGGGGCAAAAGUGCAAGAGUUCACCGUGGGCGACCGCGUCAUCGCUGUCGAACACGGUUGCUUUUCCACAAGGCUCGUUAUCCCUGCCAGCCUCUUGGUGAAGAUUCCGGACAGCCUUAGCUUUGAAGACGCGUCAACCAUGCCGUGCGUCUAUGCGACGGCCGUCCAUGCGCUGGUCAACGUCGGUGGUUUGAGUAAAGGCCAAACAGUGUUGAUUUACUCGGCGUGCGGUGGCGUGGGCAUUGCGGCCAUUCAACUGUGCUAGAUGAUGGAGGCUGAGGUACAUCAAUCUUCAGCUUUGACUUACGAAUUUAUAGCUAACGGAUGCAGAUUUUCGCAACGGUCGUUAAUGCGGAGAAGACGUAAUAUCUGGUUGAGAAUUUUGGCUUGCCGCGAAGUCGCAUAUUCAACUCUCGAGACCCUUUAUUCUAUGCCGACUUAAUGGCUGCUACGGACGGCAGAGGGGCCGACCUGGUUCUAAACUCCCUCUCCGGUGAGCU
This is a messenger RNA of Aplosporella prunicola CBS 121167, 873 nucleotides long. RefSeq lists its product as uncharacterized. The record is from RefSeq and is a predicted model, not a curated record. Lineage: Eukaryota; Fungi; Ascomycota; Dothideomycetes; Botryosphaeriales; Aplosporellaceae. Gene Ontology annotation, molecular function: oxidoreductase activity. The coding region runs from base 282 to 638 and encodes 118 amino acids. The transcript has a single exon.